Messenger RNA from Pistacia vera, 1711 nucleotides. RefSeq names its product violaxanthin de-epoxidase, chloroplastic. The record is from RefSeq and is a predicted model, not a curated record. Gene Ontology annotation, biological process: xanthophyll cycle. Gene Ontology annotation, molecular function: violaxanthin de-epoxidase activity. The transcript is spliced from 5 exons. Bases 23 to 1582 code for a protein of 519 amino acids. NCBI's taxonomy places the organism in Eukaryota, Viridiplantae, Streptophyta, Magnoliopsida, Sapindales, Anacardiaceae.
CAAUUAGAGCUCCCACCACAUUAUGGCAUUUGCUACACAUACCAUCUGUUUUCCCUGUAAUGAAAGUAUCAGUGAACCGUGUAGCAGAUCUGGACUUAUAAUUAAAGAAAGGCUUUUAAAGAAGAGGUUGGUCUAUUUUCGUGGCAAAGUUGUGGUGAAAAUUUGGUCCAGUAGCAGAAAGUCGAUACACUCCCAGUUGAUAAGGUCUUAUACUUAUGACCUGGGCUCAAGAUGUUCAUGUCUGCUCUUAGGCAGAAGAGACAGAGUUUCUUCAAUGUCAAGAAAUAAUGCAAGAAUGCCUGAGGCAAAAGAGGCAUUUGAAUUUAUGGUACAAGUUCUGUCAAAUUCUAUGAAUGAAUGGAGCCGGUUACAGUUGAUGAAGUGGCUGAGUGGCUGCCUAUCGUCCCAACUUCGGGUUUUCCUUUUGUUCUUCUUCCCUACUCUAAAAUUUUCAUAUGUCGGCAGUUAUCAUGGCAAGAAUGCUGACUCUUCGGAUAAUGAGGUCCCUAAGAUGACUUCAAUACCAUCAAGAGAUGCUCGGACUGGUUCAUUCUGCUAUGGUACCGUUUGUGGCGGUGGAGCUGGUCCUUCGUCUGUGCAUCGAAGGCAAGAAGACACCAGACAGGCUUUAUCUCCUUAUUAUAUGUCUCUUGCACCCUCAGAAGAUGGAGGCGACGAUGCCAGUGNACUUUUGCAGAUUAAAUGUGGAGACCUGUUUGAAAAUAGUGUUGUGGAUGAAUUCAAUGAGUGUGCAGUCUCAAGAAAGAAGUGUGUUCCUAAGAAAUCUGAUGUAGGAGAAUUUCCUGUGCCUGACCCUUCUGUUCUCGUUAAAAACUUUAACAUGGCAGAUUUCAGUGGGAAGUGGUUCAUUUCUAGUGGCUUAAAUCCCUCCUUUGAUACUUUUGAUUGCCAGUUGCAUGAAUUCCAUACAGAAUCCAACAAACUUGUUGGAAAAUUAUCUUGGAGAAUACGAACUCCAGAUGGUGGUUUUAUUGCUCGAUCAGCUGAGCAGAGAUUUGUUCAAGAUCCAGUUCAUCCUGGGAUACUCUAUAAUCAUGACAAUGAAUAUCUUCACUAUCAAGAUGACUGGUAUAUAUUGUCAUCCAAGAUAGAGAAUAAUCCAGAUGACUACGUAUUUGUGUACUACAGAGGCAGCAAUGAUGCAUGGGAUGGAUAUGGUGGUGCUGUUGUGUACACAAGAAGUUCAGUUUUGCCUGAAACCAUUGUACCUGAACUUGAAAAGGCGGCCAAAAGUGUAGGAAGAGACUUUAACAAGUUUAUCAGAACCGAUAAUACUUGUGGACCAGAGCCUCCCUUAGUGGAAAGACUGGAAAAAACAGUUGAAGAAGGGGAGAAAACCAUCAUAAGAGAGGUUGAAGAGAUAGAAGGUCAGGUAGAGAAAACUGAAAUGACUUUGUUUGAGAGGUUAGCAGAAGGGUUCAAAGAGCUUCAACAAGACGAGGAAAAUUUCCUAAGAGAACUAAGUAAAGAGGAGAAGGAUCUAUUGAACCAACUAGAAAUGGAAGCGAACCAGGUGGAAAAUCUCUUCAGACGAGCAUUGCCAAUUAGGAAGCUACGAUAAAGUUGAAUAACUAAGAUAGAGUUUUCAAGUAAUUAACACCAUAUGUUUACUAUUUUUUUGGAAAUUGUACAGCUCUCACAUUUUAUUUCCAGUUUGCAGAAGAUGAAAUCUCUGAUUUAAUUCUUUCUA